AUGGCGUGUCCCCUGGAGCAGGCCAUGGCCAUCAUGGUCACCACCUUCCACAAGUACUCGGCCAAGGAGGGCGACAAGUUCAAGCUCAGCAAGGCCGAGCUCAAGGAGCUGCUCAACAAGGAGCUGCCCGUCUUCGGCAGCAAGCAAAUGGACGAGGCGGAGUUCAAGCGGCUGAUGAACGACCUGGACCACGACAAGGACAGCGAGGUGGACUUCAAGGAGUACGUUUGCUUCCUGGCCUGCGUCACCAUGGCCUUCAACGACUUCUUCAAGGACGACCCGGGCAAGCAGCAGCGCAGGAAGUGACCCCGAGUGACCCCCGAGUGACCCCGAGUGACCCCCGAGUGACCCCUGAGUGACCCCGAGUGACCCUCAAUGACCCCUCGAGUGACCCCUCGGGGACCCCUCCCUGUGUCCAUCGCAGCCCAGAGUGGCUUUCAAUAAAAGCUUUUCCCCAA
This is a messenger RNA of Lonchura striata (white-rumped munia), 458 nucleotides long. Its product is annotated as protein S100-A4-like. NCBI's taxonomy places the organism in Eukaryota, Metazoa, Chordata, Aves, Passeriformes, Estrildidae. Gene Ontology annotation, molecular function: calcium ion binding; calcium-dependent protein binding; transition metal ion binding. The record is from RefSeq and is a predicted model, not a curated record.